Musa acuminata AAA Group (dessert banana) is the source of this 2559-nucleotide messenger RNA. RefSeq names its product mitogen-activated protein kinase kinase 1-like. Gene Ontology annotation, molecular function: ATP binding; MAP kinase kinase activity. The coding region runs from base 1075 to 2133 and encodes 352 amino acids. The record is from RefSeq and is a predicted model, not a curated record. Gene Ontology annotation, biological process: MAPK cascade; protein phosphorylation. The transcript has 8 exons. NCBI's taxonomy places the organism in Eukaryota, Viridiplantae, Streptophyta, Magnoliopsida, Zingiberales, Musaceae.
AUGGGCCGAACAACCGGAAGUCGCUGAUCUGCCCCUGGCCCCGCGACCGACGGCAACGUUUCCUCUUCUUCGUUGAUCUGCCCCGGCGAUUGCCCUUCCUCUUUGUUGCUGCCCGGCAAGAGCGAUUCCUUUUCCUCGCUGAUCUACCCGGUGGCUCCUCUCCCUAUUCGCUCGGACGACAAGUCGCACGAUCGCUCUCCUCUCCCUGUCGCAGAACGUCAGCACAGAUCUGCAAUAUUCUUCCUUCCAGAUCUGUGCAUCAUCGCUACCAUCACCGAUCUGCAAGUUCUCCCCAGCGACUCAUCACUGCCACUCCCCUCACUGCCAUCGUGACAAGAAAAGCUUUCUUCAGAUCUGUGAGUUCCAGAUCUGUGCAUCACCGAAUCUUCUUCCUGCCAAGAUCAACAGUGCCUCCCUCACCGCUUUCCUGUUGCCUUACAACCGCUCCUAGCCCUCCGGCACCCUCCUCUUCUUCCAACGGCGGUGCUAAACUUGCCGCCGACGUCUUCCAGCGAAACCCAGGAUCAACUCCGGAAUUCCUGACGGCCCAUCGGCAUAUCAUUUGUCGCUGUUUUUACCCGUUUCCCGUCACCGUCUUAUGAAUGGCCGAGGACGACUGACCCUUUGCGGGGCCACAUAUGAUCCAAUCUCACUCCAGGAAAAGUCUCCUUGGAUCGUUUCUCUCUCUCUUCUUCCGCGGUCGUGGCACCACUCGCAACGUGCAGUAGAACUCUCGCGAAAAGGAUUGCUAAUUAUUGUUAUUAGUAAUUAUUUUACCGUUUGGUUGGCCGUUUCCGUGGUUUUGAGUGCAUUUUAAUAAUUAUCUGGUCAGUCAGCCGCGGUCGCCUUUAGCAAUCCCCAAACAAAUAUUAAAUCGACGAAACAAAAUAGGGAAGUCGCUGCUGCUUCCGCUGCUACUUUUCACCUUUUCUUCGCAGCGAUUUUUAUAGGUUGCCUCUUCGAUCACUUUUCUCAUCCAUUCGCUCCGCCCGCCUCCCUCCUCCCGUUUUGUGGUGGCUUGAGAGAUCAGACCCCAAGAAACCCUAGUAGCUUCGGAGUCGAGAACCCUAGAUCAUGAAGGGCAAGAAGCAAUUGAGGCAGCUCAAGCUCGACGUUACGGUGCAGGAAGCCCCGGUCGACAAGUUCCUGACCGCGAGUGGCACCUUCACAGAUGGCGAUCUGCGGCUGAAUCAGAGAGGGCUCCGGUUGAUCUCCGAAGAAACUCAAUCUAGUCGGCCACCAGAUUCUGAAGACCUGGAGUUCUCGAGGGAAGACCUUGAGGUCAUUAAAGUUAUUGGAAAGGGAAGUGGAGGUAUUGUUCAACUUGUGCGGCACAAGUGGCAUGGAACAUUUUAUGCCCUAAAGGGAAUUCAGAUGUGUAUUCAGGAGACAGUUCGUAAACAAAUUGUGCAAGAACUUAAAAUAAAUAAAGCCUCACAGUGCUCACACGUUGUUGUUUGUUACCAUUCUUUCUACCACAAUGGUGUUAUUUCUCUGGUGCUUGAGUACAUGGAUCGUGGAUCACUUGCAGAUAUUAUAAAGCAAGUCAAAACAAUUCUUGAGCCAUAUCUAGCAGUUGUCUGCAUGCAGGUUCUGAAGGGUUUAGUAUAUCUACACCAUGAAAGGCAUGUAAUUCAUAGAGAUAUAAAGCCAUCAAACUUGUUGGUAAAUCACAAAGGCGAAGUAAAGAUAACUGAUUUUGGAGUAAGUGCGGUGCUUGCCAGCUCCAUGGGCCAGCGAGAUACGUUUGUUGGCACCUAUAAUUAUAUGGCGCCUGAACGAAUCAGUGGAAGUUCAUAUGACUAUAAAAGUGAUAUUUGGAGUUUGGGCUUGGUAAUACUCGAGUGUGCAAUUGGCCAUUUUCCUUAUACAUCAACAGAACAGGAAGAAAGUUUGAGCUUUUAUGAACUUCUAGAGGCUAUUGUGGAUCAACCACCACCUUUUGCUCCACCAGAUCAAUUCUCCCCAGAGUUCUGUUCAUUCAUAUCAGCUAGCAUACAGAAGGAUCCUAAACAGCGGUUGUCAUCAUUGGAGCUUCUGUCUCAUCCAUUCAUCAAAAAAUUUGAGGACAAGGAUAUUGAUCUGGCGAUCCUUGUUGGCAGCUUAGAUCCUCCUGUAAAUUUAUCCGAGUGAUGUUUGGUUCUGUUAUGAUUCCUGCUGUAUCCGUACAAUCACAAUUUGGGUUCGAGGUCUUGCAACCCGAGUCUGGGGCCUUGCAGCUAAUUGACUUUCCUGCUUUAAUCAUGGUAUAAUUUGGCUGGCUGAGUUGCACAUGAAGAAUAUAUGUGAGUUGCCACUUGUGUACCUUCCGCUUUGAAGGUGCUAUCUAAACCCAUGCUAGGUAUCUGAAUCGUACCCAGUACCAUUGAGACUCGAGAUUCAUUGCCGAUCCAUAAAUUUGAAUUUUCUGGUCCAUGGCUGAUGAGUUGUGCAAGAGGCCAAUGGAUCUUGUCAUGCAGAGAUGAAACUUUCAUUUAGCAGCUGUUUUCUUAUUUAUCCUGGGUAAUGUACUAGACUUAUACCGUUGAGAACUCAGUGGAACAAACUCAUUGACAUUUA